Messenger RNA from Aspergillus wentii DTO 134E9, 714 nucleotides. RefSeq names its product putative isochorismatase family hydrolase. The transcript is spliced from 4 exons. The record is from RefSeq and is a predicted model, not a curated record. Lineage: Eukaryota; Fungi; Ascomycota; Eurotiomycetes; Eurotiales; Aspergillaceae. Bases 1 to 714 code for a protein of 237 amino acids.
AUGCACUUCACCAGACUCAUCCAGUCCAUCGCCCUCCUCGGAGGUGCUAUCUCCGUCCACGCAUGGAACAGAAUCGACAAAGACAACGCAGCCCUCCUAGUCAUCGACCACCAAGUCGGUCUUGCGCAGCUCGUCCGCGACUACAGCACAAAUGACUUUCGCAACAACAUGCUCGCCCACGCGGCCAUCGGAAAGGUCUUUGAUCUCCCUACCGUUCUGACUACAUCUUCCGAUCAGGGUCCAAACGGACUCAUGUUGAAGGAGAUUAUCGACAUGCAUCCGAAUGCCACGCUUGUCCAGCGUCAGGGUGAAGUCAACGCGUGGGACAACGAGGCAUUCCGUGCUGCUGUCAAGGCUACCGGAAAGAAGCAGUUGAUCAUUGGCGGUAUUGUCACGGAAGUUUGCACCACCUUCCUAGCCCUCUCGCUGAUCGACGAAGGCUACGAAGUCUACGCCAACACCGAAGCCAGCGGAACCUUUGAUCCCCGUUUAGCUGAAGAUGCGAACCGUCGUAUGGAGAAAGCCGGGGUUACGCUCAUGGGCAUCUUUGGUAUCUUUACGGACUUGAUGCGGGAUUGGAGGAAUACGCCUGGGUUGACUGAGUUGCUGCCGGUUCUUGACAAGUAUCAAUUUGCGUACGGACUGGUUGCUCGUCAUCAUGCUGGGGCUAUUCAGAAUGGAACGUUGGCAGAGGUUGAGCUAUCCUUGACUUAA